Messenger RNA from Anthonomus grandis grandis, 1156 nucleotides. RefSeq lists its product as uncharacterized. Bases 17 to 958 code for a protein of 313 amino acids. Lineage: Eukaryota; Metazoa; Arthropoda; Insecta; Coleoptera; Curculionidae. The record is from RefSeq and is a predicted model, not a curated record. The transcript has a single exon.
AAAGUAAAUCGAGUCGAUGCGGUCCAACUGCAACAGUUUUAACGAGGUACUCGCAGGGCAUCGAGAGGACGUCAUGGCGCUACUUCGAUCUGUCAUCCUCGCCAGUGUCUUAACGACGUUUACGUUGGUGAAUCCCAAAGAAAAUUGUGACAGUUACGGAUCGUUACUGUACGAAGAUCUACGUUGCACGGCAAUCACCAAAGAUGCGGAACCAUGUCCCAGAAGUUACACGUGCAACCUGAACUUGUCGGACACCGGGUGCAUCUACAAGGGAACCUACUACGCGGUCGGCAUGGAAAUCGGUUCGGAUCUGACGUAUUCCGCGUGUAAUAUCGGUUGCCAUUGUGCCGCCCCCAAUAACAUACAGUGCGGCAUCCUGGACUGUCCCGAAUAUUUGGAACAAAAUCCGAAACCGGAGUGUUACAGCACGUACGAGUUGGGCAAGUGUUGCGCCAUAGGACAAGUAUGUAACGCACCGGACAACCGGAAACGGUGCCGGGUGGACGGGUACACGUACGAGGUCGGUCAGGAGUUUUACCCGAGCGGUACGUGUUUCAGUUGCGUAUGCCACGACCGGUACAACGGGACAUUCGACGAGGCGACGUGCGUAAGAAGGAACUGCGCCUCUCAAAUUAACCACGUGAUCGAGAUCAGUCAGUACUGCGCGCCGACGUAUUUGAAGUUCGGACCGGAAGCACUGGACGUGCUUUGCUGUCCUGACGAGUACAUUUGUCCCGAAACGUCCGAGCGGAUGGAGAUGAUCGAGUUGGGUACGAGAGGUGUGAAGGGGGAGGGUGCGGAUUGUGUUUGGGGCGACCGAAAGGUGAAGUUUGGUUAUGGGUUUAAUAAGACGUCCAGUCGGUACGGGAAGGAUCGGUUGGUGCAGUGCGAGUGCGUCAUGCCCCCGUUGGUUACUUGUAAGCAAAUUAAUUCUGAACAGAGGCAUCCCUCGAGCUAAGAAUUUAUAUAUGGACGAAUGUAGAUAUGUAAGGGUUAUAUUGAAAUGUCAUGUAAUUAAUAACAGCUCAAAAUAAUUAGGCAUAGGUAGUAUCAUAUAAAUAAGUUCGUUUUAAACAUACCAAAUAUGUUUGCCAUGAAUGUGUCAUUAUAUAUAUAUUUUUGUAUAAAGUACAUAUUAAAUCUUUAAAUAAAUAAA